This is a messenger RNA of Erpetoichthys calabaricus (reedfish), 1376 nucleotides long. RefSeq names its product C-type mannose receptor 2-like. NCBI's taxonomy places the organism in Eukaryota, Metazoa, Chordata, Cladistia, Polypteriformes, Polypteridae. The record is from RefSeq and is a predicted model, not a curated record. Bases 28 to 1332 code for a protein of 434 amino acids. The transcript has 7 exons.
UUUUCAGACUGGUGUAAUGGAUGAACAAUGGAUGAACAUAGCCUUCUCAUCAUUCUUCUUGCAGGACUGUGUGGACCAGCUUUUUGUUUCUACAGAGAAUAUUAUUUUGUUAACACCUCCCUGAGUUGGUGUGAUGCUCUGACUUAUUGCCAAAAUAAUUAUACUAACCUGGUUAGCAUUCAGAGCCAAAGCCAAUCCAAUCAGAUCCUAAGUCUGGCACAAAAUACAUUUAAGGAUGCAGCUUGGGUAGGACUUUCUCGCACUGACUCCCAGAACUGGCAGUGGUCUGAUGGCAGCAAUGUCACUUAUACCAACUGGGAAAGAGACCUGUUCUGUGCUGCAAUCAAUGUGGAUGGCACAUGGACUGAUUUUACGUGUUCUACUAACUUCUAUUUCAUUUGCUAUUUAGAUUCUAAUAACACCCAUAGGAUACUCUUUUUGGUGAAACAGUUAGUAACCUGGUAUGCUGCUCAGCAAUACUGCAGAAGCCAGUACACUGAUCUUGUGAGCAUAAGGAACCAAGCAGAGAAUGAAGUGGUAACCAACAAUGUACAGGGUUUCACUGUCUGGAUUGGCUUUUUUAACAACCCAUGGAAAUGGUCAGACGGUAGCAACGUAACAUUCUUUAACUGGAACGCUCAAGAGCCCAACGAUGUUGGAGGAAUUGAAUAUUGUGUUCAGCAACUUAAUUCUGGGAACUGGAAUGAUAUUACCUGCAAUAUGAAUACCCCAUUCGUCUGCUGUGAAGUUGCAACAGGAAGAACUAACUUAUCUGGGAGUUGCUCAUUUCAAAGCAGAAGCACAACAUGGCUAGAAGCGCAGAGUUUCUGUAGAAAAAACAACAUGGAUUUAGUCACCAUUCAAUCAAUGAGCGAAAUCCAACAACUUACAAAUGUAGUUCCCAGUGCUUCAUUUUUUCCAGUGUGGAUUGGUUUGUAUCGUGAAGGUCAAAAUUGGCAGUGGUCAAAUGGAGAUGCCGUUACCUACUACAACUGGAAAGCUGUCUACUAUUGUGGAGCCCUCAACUUUCAAGGAACUUGGAAUGAUAUAAAUUGUUCUGUUAAUAAAACCUUCUUCUGUUAUAAAGAUUAUCCUUUUCCACCUCCUUCAAAGGUCCCCCAAGGAAAUAAGACACUUAUGUUUGGGAUUAAGAUUGAAAAGCAAUACUUAGUUGAUCUGGAAGUCAGUGCCAUUAGGACUAACAUUUUAGAUCAGAUAUGGAGCAUCCUUGCUGUGCAAAUUCCAAUGGACACAAUGAAAAUGAAAUGGCAAGAAAGUGAAGGAAUCAUUUUUAACGAGCAUAAAGAGGAAAACGUGUGCAAUAAAAACUGAAACUAGAUUUAUUUUACUGAUUGAUUAGUUUGGAGUAGAUCUUC